Messenger RNA from Myodes glareolus (Bank vole), 1189 nucleotides. RefSeq names its product carbonic anhydrase 5A (gene Ca5a). The record is from RefSeq and is a predicted model, not a curated record. Gene Ontology annotation, molecular function: zinc ion binding; carbonate dehydratase activity. Gene Ontology annotation, cellular component: cytoplasm; mitochondrion. Lineage: Eukaryota; Metazoa; Chordata; Mammalia; Rodentia; Cricetidae.
GGUUUCAAUGAGUGCCUCAAAAAAACAGGGGUGCACCCCCACUCCACAGUAGCCCUGAUCAAAACAAGGGCAGACGGUGGGGAACUGACACACUAUGCUCAGAGCCACAAGGCUGGGGAGAGGCCCCCACAAGCCCUUAGCCAUCCUCAGACACAUGGGGCCUCUCUGUGCUGUGAGGCCACAGCUCUGGUGCUUCCGGCAUUCCUGUGCAGAAAAACGCGGCAGCUGUGUCCCGCAACCCCUCUGGACUGGUCCUGUCUCCUCACUGGGAGGCACCCGGCAGUCUCCCAUCAACAUUCAAUGGAGGGACAGUGUGUAUGACCCACAGUUGACACCGCUCAGGGUCUCCUAUGAUGCGACAUCCUGCAGGUACCUCUGGAACACCGGUUACUUCUUCCAAGUGGAGUUUGACGAUUCCUCUGAGGAGUCAGGGAUCAGCGGUGGGCCCCUGGGAAACCACUACAGGCUGAAGCAGUUUCACUUCCACUGGGGAGCAGCCAACGCGUGGGGCUCGGAGCACGUGGUGGAUGGCCACGCCUACCCAGCUGAGCUCCAUCUGGUUCACUGGAAUCCCGUGAAAUAUGAAAAUUACAAGGAAGCCACCGUGGGAGAGAAUGGGCUGGCGGUGAUCGGCGUGUUUCUGAAGCUUGGGGCCCGGCAUGAGACUCUGCAGAGGCUGGUGGACCUCUUGCCAAACGUGAAACACAAGGAUACACAGGUGGCUGUGGGCCCCUUUGACCCGUCUUCUCUGCUGCCUGCCUGCCAGGAUUACUGGACCUAUCCUGGCUCCCUCACCACCCCACCCCUAGCUGAGUCAGUCACCUGGAUUAUCCAGAAGAUGCCCAUUGAGGUGGCUCCAAGCCAGGGAGGAGAUACCUGGCACCUGUCCCCCUCCAGGCUGGCUUCAGCUCACUCUGGCUGCCCUCUGUUCCAGCUGGCAGCAUUCCGCACUCUCUUGUUUUCUGGACGUGGUGAGGAAGAAGAGGCAAUGGUGAACAACUACCGCCCACUCCAGCCUCUCCUGGACCGGAAAGUCCGUGCGUCAUUCCAGGCCACUAGGGUGGGAAUGAGGUCCUAAACACAGGAUGACGUCUGCAAAGAUAGGCAGAAUGGAGUGAAAACGAGGUGUGCAUUUUGCAGGGGUAUCAUGUGAUGUGACACCUGGAUUAAAAAGAAGACGAGAUCAUUA